AUGGCUAAGAUUUCUAUUCCAAAGAACAGAGAUGUUCUUCUCAAACGUAUUGGGAUACUUUUCGUUACAAUCGGUGCUCUAUAUUGGAUUUUCACUGGAUUAAAUGGUAACAUUUCUUCAGAUGUUAGAAAUGUUGGACAUCAUGAACAAUAUGUUUUAUCUGGUAAAGAUGGUUAUAAAUAUAGAAAAGUUUCAUAUGAACCAUAUACUGGUCCAAAGGAAAAAGCAACUUUUGUUACUUUAGCACGUAAUAGAGAUUUAUACUCAUUAAUUGAAUCAAUUAAAUCUGUCGAAGAUCGUUUUAAUUCAAAAUUUCAAUAUGAUUGGGUUUUCUUAAAUGAUGAAGAAUUUACUGAAGAAUUUAAAAAUGUUACAUCUGCAAUUAUUAGUGGUACAACAAAAUAUGGUUUAGUACCAAAAGAACAUUGGUCGUUCCCAUCAUGGAUUGAUCAAGAUAAAGCUGCUAAAGUUAGAGAAGAAAUGCGUGAAAAGAAAAUUAUUUAUGGUGAUUCCAUUUCUUAUAGACAUAUGUGUCGUUUUGAAUCAGGUUUCUUUUAUAGACAUCCUUUAUUAGAUGAUUAUGAUUGGUAUUGGAGAGUUGAACCAGAUAUCAAAUUACAUUGUGAUAUUAAUUAUGAUGUCUUUAAAUUUAUGGCAGAUAACAAUAAAAAAUAUGCUUUCACAAUUUCAAUUAAAGAAUAUGAAGCAACAAUUCCAACUUUAUGGAAAACCACACGUGAUUUUAUUGCAUUACAUCCAGAAUAUUUACCAGAAAAUAAUAUGAUGGAUUUUGUUAGUGAUGAUAAUGGACAAUCAUAUAAUUUAUGUCAUUUUUGGUCAAAUUUUGAAAUUGCUUCAUUAGAUUUAUGGAGAGGUGAAGCUUAUAGUGCUUAUUUUGAAUAUUUAGAUAAAGCAGGUGGUUUCUUCUAUGAAAGAUGGGGUGAUGCUCCUGUUCAUUCAAUUGCUGCAUCAUUAUUUUUAGAACGUGAUGAAAUUCAUCAUUUUGGUGAUUUAGGUUAUUACCAUGUACCAUUCCAUCAAUGUCCAAUCGAUGAUGAUGUUAGAUUAAGCAAUAGAUGUGAUUGUAAUCCAUCAAAGGAUUUCACAUGGAAUUCUUAUUCAUGUGGUUCAAAAUUCUAUUCUGUAAACAAAUUACCAAGACCUGAUGGAUGGCAAGAACAUGCUCAUUAG
Messenger RNA from Maudiozyma saulgeensis, 1191 nucleotides. NCBI's taxonomy places the organism in Eukaryota, Fungi, Ascomycota, Saccharomycetes, Saccharomycetales, Saccharomycetaceae. The record is from the annotation of a GenBank genome assembly.